CAAAUUAAUGAAAUUAAAGAAGUUUAUAUUGAAUCUAUUAAACAUCUUGAAAGAAUUAUUGAAGAAAAGAAUAUUAUUAUUCAAGAUACUGUUAAUCAAUAUGAAAAAAUUGGUAAAAAUACUAUUAGACAAUAUGAAGAAAGAUUGAAUUUUUAUGUAAAUUUUUUUGGACAAAGGUUUAAUUGUACAAAUGAAUUUUAUUAUAUGAAUUUUCAUCCAUAUAAUGAAGUGAUCAAUGAAUUUAUAAAUGAUGAAUUAUUUAUUUUUCAAACUAAUAUUCUUAAUGUUAUUAAUGAUAUUAAUGAUUCUGUUAAUAAUAAUAGUAAUAGAUUUAGUGAAUAUAAUUCUAAUGAUAGUGGUUAUAAUAGUUAUAAUGAAUAUGAAAAAAUAAUACAAGAUAUAUUUAAAGUUACUAGUGAAGAUAGUUUUUAA
Racocetra persica is the source of this 432-nucleotide messenger RNA. Lineage: Eukaryota; Fungi; Glomeromycota; Glomeromycetes; Diversisporales; Gigasporaceae. The record is from the annotation of a GenBank genome assembly.